CCAUAGAGUCUGAGCAAUCGAGUAAAGGAUUUGCAGUUACUCUUACUGUUCAUUUCCUAGUCUCUAUUUUUCUUGUGAUCUCUUCUUAUUUUUUCCCCUUUCUCUUGAUUAUUUUGUGAUUUCAGUUAUUCUUCCUUUCCAAAUUAAUCAAAUGAAUAGGAUUUGAGUUAUUCUUGAUCAGAUUAAUCAGCAAUAAACCUACCUCUUUGAUCCAAGCUCUUCUUAAAUAUCUUAAAGGGUAGCUUAUAAUGACAACAAAGGUUGAAAGAUUACUAUUGAUGUACUCCUACCCUAUCACACGACAUGGUAAUUUUAAUUUAACCAGUUUAUUCAUAUUAAUUAAUACAUGUUAAUUUGUGUUCAUCUGAAUAAACACCAACCAGCAAUCGAACAUCUCCAUCAUCUAUUCAAUGACGUUCAUUUUAAGUUUAAAUAUCUAAAGGACUAUCUCCUUAAGAUCCAACAGUAUUACCACUUGUAUUAUGUUGAUAAAUUGAUUGACUCUAGAAUCUUGAGACAAUUGGUCAUCAAAAAGUAGACAUGUCACAGACCAAAUCGAAAAUCGAAACUGUCUCGGAUAUCAUCGGGGGUUGGGGUCCAUGGCACACGAAUAUUUUCCUUUUCUACUUCUCCUGUUUAAUUUUCUCGGUUUUUGACAAAUUAACGAUGCCUUUCUUUGCACCUCCAAUUGACUAUUGGUGUAGUAAACCGCUAAUGUAUAAGAAUUCCUCCAAUAUAUGCUCAGCCAAUUGUGAAGUCUGGACCUAUGACAAAUCAUUCUGGAUCUCUACGGUAAUCGAUAAGUGGGAUCUUGUCUGUGGUCGUUCUUGGUUAGCAUCAUUUGCUCAAUCAUGCUUCAUGGCUGGCGUGAUCCUUGGUGCCGUCAUAUUUGCUCGAUUAUCUGAUGAUUAUGGUCGCCUGACUGUUCUUCGUAUUGCUAUGCCUCUUGAAAUUGUUUCAGCUCUCGGUUUAGCCUUAUCACCCUCUAUUUACGUGUUCAUCUUCUUUAAAUUUAUCCAAGGAAUUGGCAGCAAUGGGCGUGCUCUUACCGGCUACCUUCUUCUUCUAGAGUGCGUAGGAACCAAUGAACGUGGUUUCAUAUCGGUUGCUGUUGAUAACGGUUUCGCUUUAGGUUACAUCUUAUUACCAGGUGUUUAUUAUUUUUUACGAGAUUUUCAGACUUUCUCGUAUUUCCAUGCAUUUCUCGAGGUGUUUUGGGUUAUUUGGUUGUUUAAAAUACCUGAAUCAAUCAGAUGGCAGCUAACUCAUGACCAGAUUGAUGAAGCUGAAGUUGAAAUGAUUAAAGCAAGCAAAAUGAACAAGACUAGUAUUACAAAUGUAAAGGAAAAAUUUGCAUUAUUGAAAAAGCAUAUCGAUCUGCAAGCACAAACAGCAUCGGAAGAAAAAAAGGCUGGCUUCUUGGAUCUUUGGCGGUCUAAAGCAUUGAAAAAAUUUAGCCUUGUUUUAUACUUUUCAUAUUUUGUAAAUGCUUUUGUAUACUAUGGUUUAUCCCUUAAUAUUGGUGAUCUCAAUGGCAAUCUUUUCAUCAGCUUUUUCCUUGCCGGAUUAGUUGAAUUUCCCAGUUAUAUUAUCACCUCAUUUGCCUUAAAACAUAUCGGAAGGAAAACACUUUUAAUCUACUUCAUGAAUGGUGCAGGUCUAUCCUGCCUUUCAACGGUAUUCUUUCUCUCACCAGCUGAUACCAAUAUUCGAGUCUUUUUGGCAAUGAUAGGCAAAUUUUGUGUUACAUCCUCCUUCACUCUCUGCUACGUCUAUGCAUCUGAAAUAUAUCCCACCGUUUUACGCCAAAGUGGACUUGCUUCAUGUUCAAUAGCCGCACGAUUUGGUUGUAUUAUUGCUCCAUUUGUUAAAGAAUUAACCGCUUUUACAUCCAUUGGUGUAUCAUUAUCAAUUUUUGGCAGCCUCUCCAUCAUUAAUGGAGCUUUAAUUGUAUUAUUACCUGAAACUCGUGGUCUUGAAAUGCCUAGUGAUAUUGCUGAAGCUGAAACAAUUCUUACUCGCGCUAAUGCAAGACGUCAAUCAGGUGAUAUUCAUGUUGCCUGAUGAUCUCAGCUCAUAUUUGUUUUUGUAUAAUAUAGCUUGAUUUGUACCAUUUUGUUAUGGAAUGAUACUUUUGGACAAAAUGAAGAAAAGCCAGUUUUAUUGAAUAUGCUCAACGACACAUAUUUCACCGACUUUUCUAGCCACUCUAACAUUAUCUCAAUAAUUUAAUGUAAUAUACUAACACUUUUGAUUCCCAAUCUUUAUCAAAUUGGGAUACCAAAACGACUCAUUGUUGCAAUCAACAAUCAAAAAACAGGAAAUAUCAAAGUAUUUAAGAAACUUAUUUAUUGAUAAUAAAGCUCUAGUCAAUUAGACAGCUGUGAAUCUUGAAA
Molecule: messenger RNA, 2396 nt
Organism: Tetranychus urticae (two-spotted spider mite)
Lineage: Eukaryota; Metazoa; Arthropoda; Arachnida; Trombidiformes; Tetranychidae
Product: organic cation transporter protein
Biological process (GO): transmembrane transport
Cellular component (GO): membrane
Molecular function (GO): transmembrane transporter activity
Source: RefSeq, a predicted model, not a curated record